This is a messenger RNA of Ctenocephalides felis (cat flea), 369 nucleotides long. RefSeq names its product larval cuticle protein LCP-17-like. Bases 1 to 369 code for a protein of 122 amino acids. The record is from RefSeq and is a predicted model, not a curated record. The transcript has 2 exons. Gene Ontology annotation, cellular component: chitin-based extracellular matrix. Gene Ontology annotation, molecular function: structural constituent of chitin-based larval cuticle. NCBI's taxonomy places the organism in Eukaryota, Metazoa, Arthropoda, Insecta, Siphonaptera, Pulicidae.
AUGAACAAAUUGGUCAUUUUCUUCGCCGUCGUAGCAGCCGUCUGUGCCGCCCCCGUGGAAGACGAGCACGCCGAAGUCUUAAGAUCAGAGGCCGAUGUCCACCCAGAAGGAUACUCCUUCACCUACGAAACUUCCAACGGCGUUUCAGCUCAAGAACAAGGAAGUCUGCAAGGAGAAGCCGUCGUAGCCCAAGGAUCUUUCCAAUACACUGCCCCUGAUGGCACUCCAGUUCAAGUAACCUACGUCGCCGACGAAAACGGUUUCCAACCCCAAGGAUCCCAUUUGCCAACCCCACCACCAACCCCAGACCAUGUUCUUAAGAGCUUGCAGUACUUGGAAGCUCACCCACCACCACCAGCAAAAAACUAA